AAUUAGUUUAUAAACGGAUCGGCGAUGUACAGACGUUGUUGAUUAUAUAUUGUGGUGUAAUUCGUAUUUGUUUAAGUUUAAUUGUGAUUUCGAGCGAAUAGCAGAAAGCAUAAACAACAUGGACAUCGAUUCAUCGGAUGAUGAACAAUCGAUGGUAUCUGAUGAUGCAUCUAUACCGAACAAGCAUUUAAUUGCCGGCAAAAUAGUAAAAAUUCAUCUAAAAGAUUUUCUUACACACACCGAAGCCAUUGUUCAUCCAAGUGAACAUCUAAAUCUGGUUAUUGGGCCAAAUGGGACUGGCAAAUCAUCAAUUGUCGCAUCCAUCAUCAUUGGUAUGGGUGGCAGUACAAAGAUUUUGUCCGAACGCAACAAAUUAAAUGAUUAUGUGAAGAAUGGCAAAGAGAAUGCACACAUCACCAUUACCGUGUACAAAGAUGAACGACGCACUCAGACCAAUUUCACUCGUGAAUUUAAUCGAAAAAACAAAAGCACAUACUACAUCGAUCAGCGUAAAGUUACCGAAAAACAGUAUGUCGAUGAAAUCAAUGCGUUAAAUGUGCAAGUCGGAAAUUUAUGUCAAUUUUUGCCGCAAGAACGUGUUCAAGAUUUUGCCAAGCAAAAUCCACAAGAACUGUUUGCCAGCACACAGAAAUCGGUUUGUACAGAAGAAAUGAUCGAAACAUUUGACAAACUCAAAGAAUUGCGUCACAAUCAAUUGAGUGACAACAAAAAUGUUCAACGAACACAAGAUUUGUUGCGCGAACAUGAGCGUCAUGUUGAACUGCUGGAACCCACCAUUGCAAGUAUUCGUGAACGUGACAUUUUGGUGAAUCAAAAAAAUAUGAUUGAAAAGAAAUUGGCGUGGAUGGAUUUUCAAGAAUCAUAUGCGGAAUGUUUGAAAAUCAGCGCUGAUCUUGAGGUGACACAGAAAAAAUAUGAUGAAGCCAUGGAGAAAAAGAACGAUCUACAAAAGCAUAUCGAAUCGAAAGCAAAAGAGCGCCAAAAGUAUGAGAAAUCAUUGUCAGCCGAAGUGUCGAAGAAGAGAAAAUACUGCAAUGACCUCGAUCAAAUUGGUGGCGAAAUUGAAAAAUUGGAAAUCGAAUUGCGGAAUGCACAAUGUGACCUUGAUAUAUACAUCCGAAAUGCUGAAGAGCGUGACCAAAAAAUGGACGAAAAUCAACUCGUUCUCAAUACAUACAAGCAAGAAUGCGAGAAUUAUCUGCAGACAAUUGGUUCGGUUGAACAGGUUGAAAAUAUGAUGACCGAAAUCGAUAUGAAUAUUGAAGAUAAACGUACAAACGUACGCAAACUUACCGAAGCUCGUGCCAAGGUGAACGGUCAAAUUGACAAUGAAAUUCGACCGUACAUUAACAACAUAGAUUAUAAAAUAAAGGCGUUGAAUUCAGUGGCCGAUGCAAAAUUGAACUAUCUUCAAACACAACAUUCCGACACAUACAAUGCGGUGCAGUGGUUGCGCAAUAAUCAUGACAUGUUCCGUGGAAAAAUCUAUGAGCCAAUGGUGAUGGAGAUCAAUGUACGUAGCAACGAAUAUAGCAAAUACAUUGAAAAUUGCGUACGAAUUCCUGAUUUGAUUGCAUUCACGUGCGAAGAAACGGAAGAUAUGAACAAAUUCAUAAAAAUAAUGCGCGUCGACAACAAUUGGCAAGUCAAUGUUAUUCAUUCGCCGGCUGCAAAUGGUCUAUUGUCGAAAUACAAACCACGGGAGCCCAUCAGUGAGUUGCGUAAACUUGGCGGUGAAAUUUAUAUGGUCGAUUGCAUUGAAGCUCCAUUUCCAAUUUUGAAUUUUUUGUGUCAGACUUACGGUGUGCAAAAUGUUCUGAUCGGUAAUCAAAAUUUAGAGCGUAAAGCUGAUUUAUUGCCGGACUCAUUGGGAUUAUUCUUCACACCAACCCAUCGGGUCGUUCUUAAAAAGUCAAAGUAUACCAAUAGUAAGUCGUUGAUGUCAAACGUGCUACGAGCUAAAAAUAUGCUGAAUGUUCGUGUAAGCCAACGUGAAUUGGAUGAUCUGGAAGCGGAGAAAACGAAACAGAUUCAGAAAUGCGAUCAAUUACGUAAUACCCGAAAUCAAAUCGAAACAAAAAUAAAUCAAUUGGAACAAGAAUGUAAGGCCGGUUUUCAAGAGAAGAGUGAACAUCAAAAGCAUAUCCUUGAAUACCGUACAUUAACGAACAAGAUAAAACAGCAAGAAAACAAAAUACGACGGCUGAUGAACGAAGCGGUUGAUGUUGACGCUGAAAAGGAAAAGUUUGACAAACGAUCCAAGGACAUUAUUAAGAAUAUGAUAAAAUUCCACGAAACCUCAAUCACCACGUACGAUCAAAUGAUGAAAAUCGAACUGAAUGAAGUGAAGGCAAAGGCACGUUUGGUCAUCUUCAAAAAUGGUACAACCAAUUUCGAUGCUGAGCUCAUGGAAUGCAACGAUGAAAUUACCACAUGCAAAACAUAUUGCGAUCGAAUUGGUGAGGUGCUCGAUAAGAAAAAGCAAGAGGCUAAGGAUAAACAAGUGAAAGCAUUGAGUUUGACCGAAAAUCAUCGACCAACCGAAGGUGAUAAAUUUCCGUAUAAAGAAAAGUUCGAUGAACUCUCCGAUGACAAAUCUCAACUGAAGGAAGAGUACGACGAUCUUGAACAAAAGAUUAGCUGUCGCUCAUCCAACGAUCAGGCUGUUUUGGAAGAUUACAAUGAAAGACUAAAACAAAUUGAAUCACUCAAGAAAGAUUUGCGAAAAAGAAACAAAACCACCGCCGAAAUGGAGAUUGAAAUCAGUAAAUUGCAUAACAAAUGGUAUCCGAAAAUUAACGAUAUGGUAAAUUCGAUCAAUCGUAAUUUUACCGAUUUCAUGACAUCGAUGGACUGUGCCGGCGAAGUUGAACUGAUCUAUCCAAGUGACCGUGAUUAUGAACAAUAUGGUAUUGAGAUUCGAGUGAAGUACCGAAGCAGUGAAAAAUUGAGAGCGCUGAAUCGUUUUGUACAGUCGGGCGGUGAGCGAGCGGUGGCCAUUGCCGUUUACAGUUUAUCAUUGCAACAUUUAUCGCAAGUACCUUUCCGUUGUGUCGAUGAGAUCAAUCAAGGCAUGGAUCCAAACAAUGAACGUCUUGUUUUCGAAAUGCUGGUCAAUAACGUUGCACAACCGGGCCAAUCACAAUUUUUCUAUGUCACACCCAAACUACAAACAAAUCUGCCAUACAACCCGUAUGUCAACUGCAUCACUGUAUUCAACGGACCAUACACAAACCGCCACGAUUUAUUCGAAGAUGUUUGAGAUGCAGCGACAUUCUAUAUCCUGUUAUACAUGAUACGCAAUUGAGCUGUAAAAUCAACAGUUUUUCGUUCUUUUUUUUUGUUUAUUUAUUUUUUAUUGAUUUCGUUUUCAUAAUUUCAUUAGACUUUCAUUGUUUUUCAUUUGUCAUCAAAUAUUUACAGAACACACAAAAAAUAUUUGGUUAUUGGUUUUGUUAAAUUAGUGAUGAUGCAAUGCGAUUUGAAUUAUUAUAAGAUAUUGAUUUAUCAGAAUUUGACAAUUGUAGAUCGUGUUGAUUUUCAGGAAAAUACAUGCACUAUUGAAAUGGUCAUUUUUUUGUUGUUGUUGACAAUGUCACACAAUUCCAUAAUGGAAUAUAGCAAAGGAAACUGUGCUUUCAAAUCGUCAUUGAAGUCAAUUUACAAUUCAUUUCUAUAUAUACCAAUGCUUAUUCCAUAGAUUAUUUUGUCGGAUUAUUUUCAUACAUUUAACGCUAAUUAUUUUAUUUAUAUCAUUAAAAGUUGGUUAGAAAUCUGGUUUCAUAUUUGUUACAAAAAUCAUUUAAAGUUUUAUCUUCAUCAACUGUUGAUGGCAAAUGGCUAAAACGAAGAAAAAAAGAAUUAAGAGAUCAAGAAAUAUUACGAAGAAAAAUGUGAACAGCGUACAUGUUAUUACAUAAUUUUGUGAUCGUUAAGGAAAUGAAGAUGGAAAAAUGUGAAUCGAACAAUUUAUCUAAGAUUAAUAAAAAAAACUCAAUUUUUGUUACAAAUCAAAAA
Molecule: messenger RNA, 4038 nt
Organism: Contarinia nasturtii (swede midge)
Lineage: Eukaryota; Metazoa; Arthropoda; Insecta; Diptera; Cecidomyiidae
Gene: SMC5
Product: structural maintenance of chromosomes protein 5
Exons: 7
Coding region: 119-3283 (1054 amino acids)
Biological process (GO): double-strand break repair via homologous recombination
Cellular component (GO): Smc5-Smc6 complex
Molecular function (GO): ATP hydrolysis activity; ATP binding
Source: RefSeq, a predicted model, not a curated record